Messenger RNA from Epithele typhae, 672 nucleotides. RefSeq lists its product as uncharacterized. The record is from RefSeq and is a predicted model, not a curated record. Bases 1 to 672 code for a protein of 223 amino acids. The transcript is spliced from 9 exons. Lineage: Eukaryota; Fungi; Basidiomycota; Agaricomycetes; Polyporales; Epitheliaceae.
AUGCAAGAUGCGGCUCGCGUCCAUGGUAUCACGCUCAUUCCCCGACCCGCUGGUUUACGCUAUACUACCGCCGACGUCCGCGGGAAGACGGGCAUAUCUAGCAAGGAAUGGAAUGCCAUACAGUUCGACGUCCGCGCUCUCGCCCGCGUGGCUGACCUCGAUAUCCGUGUCGACUUUCGUCUACAUGACAAGCAGAAGCUCGCAUGGAUCAGGCGCGAGGCUGUAGCCCGGCACCCGGUUCUCCGGGACUACGAGAACCAGUGGCCGGCGAUGAUAAUGGUGGGAUCGUACCUGCUCGGCAUGAGGACAAUUGCGCGCAAGGAGGGCACCCUUCCCCCGGGACCUUGGAAGAGGGGCGGCGGUCUGCCUCGCAAAACCAUCCUCCGGCCCCAUACCAAGAUCUUGGGAGGCACCCUGGCCAGCAUCCGCAGCGCCGCGGGCCUGGGACCCGCCACUUUUGACCGGAUACGGGUCGACAUCAACACACUCGUUGACGCGCUGCUCGAUCCGUGCAUCCCCUGGACAAAACAGGGCAAGGACAAGAUUCGGUCGUUUCGGCAGCAGAUCGCAGAGAAGCACCCGGUUCUCGAGAAGUACCCGGAGAGUUACAGGGCACGGGCGGACAGGAUCCGGAAAGAGACGGACACUCCAAUCCGUACCUUGGACUUUUAG